This is a messenger RNA of Miscanthus lutarioriparius, 954 nucleotides long. The record is from the annotation of a GenBank genome assembly. Lineage: Eukaryota; Viridiplantae; Streptophyta; Magnoliopsida; Poales; Poaceae.
AUGGGUGCCGCUUCCUCCUUGGAGCUGAGCACCUUGCUCAUCCACUGUGCACAGGCCGUGGCCACGGACAAUCGCCGCAGUGCGACCGAAUUGCUGAGACAGAUCAAGCAGCAUUCCUCACCGAAGGGUGACGCCACACAGAGGUUGGCACGUUGUUUUGCAGAGGGAUUGGAGGCGCGGCUGGCAGGGUCAGGGAGCCAGCUCUACAGGUCUCUCAUGGCUGAGCGCGUCUCGGUCGUGGAGUACCUCAAGGCCUACUGGUUGUACCUGGCAGCUUGCUGUUUCAAAAUGACGGCAUUCAGGUUCUCCAACAGGACAAUCCUCAAGGCCAUCGCUGGGAGGAAAAAGGUUCACAUCGUGGAUUACGGCGUGAAUUAUGGGGUUCAGUGGCCAGCUUUGCUAUACCAUUUGGCGAACUUCGAGGGUGGACCUCCUGAAGUGAGGAUCACUGGCAUUGAUCUCCCCCAGCCCGGCUUCCGCCCAGCGGUGCGGAUCGAGGAGACAGGGCGGCGGCUUAGCAAUUAUGCUCGUCAGCUCGGUGUGCCAUUCAAGUUCCACGGCAUCACGGUGAGGUGGGACACAGUUUGUGUUGAUGACCUGAACAUUGACCCUGAUGAGGUACUCAUUGUCAACAGUAUCAUGCAGUUUGGAAAUUUGAUGGAUGAGGGGGUCGACAUCGAUAGCCCUAGGGAUGUUGUCCUCAGAACCAUUCGCAAGAUGCAACCUGAUGCGUUCAUCCUUCAUGUCAUGAAUGUCUCGUUUAGCGUUCCAUUCUUUGUAACACGUUUCCGUGAGGCGCUGUUCUUUUACUCUGCAAUGUUUGACAUGCUGGAUGCCACGGCUCCACGGGAUAGUCACCAGCGCUUUUUGGUUGAGCGGCACCUCUUUAGGCAGUGUAACCUCAAUGUUGUUGCCUGUGAGGGCACGGACAGGGUGGAGCGCCCGGAGACAUAA